UUGACACCAAACCAAAUAGAGUUUUUAGCAGAAGAUACAAUUAUUACAAUAGUGCCCAAUUUUAAAAUGGAAUCAUUGAUUUUCGUAUCAGGCGAAUACGGCCCAUUCGAACGAUCAUUACCAGUUAAAGUACCACUAUGGCUUGCAGUAUCAUUAAAAAAAAAGAAAAUGUGUAAUAUAGAAACCCCAAAAUGGAUGUCAUUUGAAUAUUUAGAACAACAAUAUAUACAAGAGAACAAAGUGACUGAAGGAUUCGUCGGCUUACCAGAUUAUUUUAUAGAAAUAUCAACAAUUCUUCUAAAAUUAUGUCCCGAUAUCAAAAAUGCAGAUAAAAUUAGAAGUUUAAUUCAAGAUAUUUUAAUUAGAAGACAGAACAAACUAAAUAGCUCUCUAAAAAUUUUAAAAAAUAAUGAACCAAUCAGUACACUGGAGUUUAUAAACUUUUCAAUAAUGGAGAUCAAUAGGGUUAGACCUUUUUUUGUUAGCGGUAUAAAUAAUUUAUAUAAA
Molecule: messenger RNA, 507 nt
Organism: Dictyostelium purpureum
Lineage: Eukaryota; Evosea; Eumycetozoa; Dictyosteliales; Dictyosteliaceae
Exons: 1
Biological process (GO): DNA replication; double-strand break repair via break-induced replication
Cellular component (GO): nucleus; GINS complex
Source: RefSeq, a predicted model, not a curated record